AUGAAUAUCGAUCUAGAAAAUGCUGUUUGUUAUGAUCAAGAACAACGAAGUAAAAGAUACAAAAAGAAUCACUCAAAUGCUCGUACUCCUACUGAUCUCGCUCAAGAAACAGAAGAAUCGUUUUAUUUACCCAAAUGCCCAUUAACUGAAGAAUUUUCUCAUUGUUCUAAAUUACAUGAUUUACAAGAAGAGGUACAAGUUAUUAUAGAUGAAGAUGAUGAUCGUAUUGAUGAUGCUUUACCUUUUUAUAAAGAUCAAGAUGAAAGUUUGAAUGAAAAUUAUUGUAUUGAUUCUGAUGCUGUGGGUGGUAUGAUAAAUUGUGAAUACAAUGAAUGCAAUAAUAAUGAUUUUAACAUUGAUGAUGCUACGGAUUGUUCAACAUCUGACAAUGAUAGCAGUGAAACAGAAAGUGAAGAAGUAUGUUUGCACGAAUAUACAAACGUUUCAACUAUAUAUUAUUGUACUGAUCUAUUGAAUUAUUUACGUGCUGCAGAUAUUUCCAAAUCACAUUCAACACAUCUCAUUACAUUGAUUAAAUCGAUUUUGCCUACGCCUAAUCACCUUCCUGCUACAAUGGAUGAUCUUUUGUUGUUUAUGAAUAUUGAUAAUUUAUUUUCUAGACGAUCAAUCUGUCUAAUAUGCAAAGGAGAUUUAGAAUAUAAACAAAGAAAAUGUUUAAACUGUAAAUGUUGUGAUGAAAAAUCAAUAGCCGAUAUUUAUGACAUUAACUUGAAAGACGUCUUCACCAAAUUAGUUAAACGUUUAACACCUAUUAUUGAAGAAUACAAACAAAAAAUCUAUAAUAAUAUCGACGAACAAGAAACACAAGAUAUUCUGUUCGGAUAUUUGUAUGGAGAAUUAUUAAAGGAGUAUUCUUCAGAAAAUAUUCUUAGCCUCAUACUUCAUCUCGAUGGCGUUGGUCUUACUCGUUCAAGUAAAUUAAAAAUGUGGCUAUUCAGUGGGUCGAUCGUCGAGUUACCACCAAUUUUUCGAUAUCGUCGUUAUAACAUGAUUUUAAUGUCAAUAUGGGUGGCGUAUACUGAACCUAAGCCGGAUUUAUGGCUCCGACCAAUUAUUUCACAAAUCCAAUCGUUGAAAAUGCAAGGUAUUGAUCUUUUUAUAGCUUAA
Molecule: messenger RNA, 1128 nt
Organism: Rotaria socialis
Lineage: Eukaryota; Metazoa; Rotifera; Eurotatoria; Philodinida; Philodinidae
Source: the annotation of a GenBank genome assembly